UUUUUUUUUCAGUGAGUUUAUUAUCAAAGAUACCUCAGAUGGAUCAGCUGGAAUAAGGUAGAGGGAGUUCAGAAAACUUCCAACAAGGUAGUCACUUGCUUGAAGACUGGUAGAGAAGAAAUCAUCUAAUAUAUUGGCUGUUUCAGUAGGGAGCAUUACAUCCAGUACCCAUUGAUUACCAACCACAAGCAACUUGCUGCCCGGUCCCACUGCCGGGCCACUGACCACAGGCAACAUCUUGGCCAGUCCUACUGCUGGACCACUGACCACAGGUAACUUCUUGGCCAGUUCUUCUGCUGGACCACUGACCACAAGCAACAUCUUGGCCAGUCCCACUGCUGGACCACUGACCACAUCGCACUCAGUUCCACCGACAGCAAAGUUUCACUCAAGGGCCUUUGAGGAUGGAAAACGACGAACCAGAAGAGUGUAAAGUGUGCUUUAACAAUUAUGAUGAAGACCUUCGACGACCACGCACUCUGCCGUGUGGUCACACAUUCUGCUCACAGUGUAUUGAAGAUACAAUUAAGAAUGCUCAGCUCACCUGUCCCAGCUGUCGUGCUGAGCACAGUGCCACAGAUGCUACUCAGUUCCCGAUCAGCUACACUAUGGAGGCUGUGAUAAAGAAACUCAGAAAUAUCCAGGUUACAUCAGUGGGAACAAUGUCAACAAAAUGUGGUCAAGACCGCACAAGAGGUAUCAGCAAGAAGUUACGGUCUUUGGUACAGGAACACAAGAGCAGUAUCAGUAACCUUAUAAGUGAGUGUGAAGAAGCACUGUCCCAGCUGGGCAAGUACCAGGGGCAGGUGAGGGACUGGAAGAUCCAGCAUCACCAACUGCAGGACAGACUCCAUGAUCUGCUGGAGCAGAACAAGGCAGCAAUAGAGCUCCUGGAACAGGAGGAUACCAGUGUGCUGACAAUGACAACAGAAGGAGAGGCAGGAAAGAAGCAGCUGCAGACCAUGCUGGAGAACCUCAUCACAGUCAACACUGUACAGGAGGUCGUCACAACCAUUGAUGAGGCUGAUCACUACAGUGUGGAGGCUGAAGAUUGGAUCCAGAAGUGCCAGGAACUCUUCCCAAAUGUCAACACUGUCUACACCUCAGUAAAGGUACAGGAGACCAUUAAGAAGGCCCUGGACACCAUCACCACAGAGACAGGUGCCACAGCUGCCACUGUUCUCCAGGGAGACUCAACCACCACCAUCAUGGAGAAAGUUAAGAUAAUUACUGGUGAAAUCCCUCCAGCGACAUUAACUAUUGAUCAUCUUCGUGAGAUGAGUGAGAGCGUCAAGAGGCUGGUGGAGGCUGGCCUGGUGUUUGGUGUCCAGCAAGACCAAGAUGACCUCCGCUACUCCAGGAUAACUUUACAAGAUGGCCAACUGUAUCUCCACGUUCUCCAGCACCAACCACCACCCACCCACGCCCACACUAUCCAGGUGAGCGAGGUGUUGGAGGCGCUGGAUCACUCCUCCACUCUGGUAUUUCUUGACCUGGCCUGGCCUGGAUCACUGCCCCAGCCUGGAUCACUGACCCAGCCUGGAUCACUGCCCCAGCCUGGAUCACUGCCCCAGCCUGGAUCACUGCCCCAGCCUGGAUCAAUGCACAGCACUGGAUCACUGACCCAGCCUGGAUCUCUGUGCCCCAGCCUGGGAUCAAGUCCCAGCCGGGAUCACUGA
Messenger RNA from Cherax quadricarinatus, 1679 nucleotides. NCBI's taxonomy places the organism in Eukaryota, Metazoa, Arthropoda, Malacostraca, Decapoda, Parastacidae. The record is from RefSeq and is a predicted model, not a curated record.